Messenger RNA from Nerophis lumbriciformis (worm pipefish), 3543 nucleotides. Lineage: Eukaryota; Metazoa; Chordata; Actinopteri; Syngnathiformes; Syngnathidae. The record is from RefSeq and is a predicted model, not a curated record.
AUGGGUGCUCUGGUCCAACCAGCACUCUUGAUGCUUUUAUGGCACAGUGUUUGGCCUUUGGACAUCCCUCUGGAAAUCCGACAACCCCCAAGCAUCAUCAAGCAGUCGAUGAAGGAGCAUAUUGUUGACCCCAAAGACACCAUGGUCAUUGAGUGCGAGGCCAAGGGAAACCCUCACCCUAUUUUCUCGUGGAGACGCAACGGGAAAUAUUUCAACGUGGCGCGUGAUCCGCACACAUCUAUGCGCAGGCGUUCGGGGACACUGGACAUCUACGCCCGCAACAAUCCCGAGGUGUAUGAGGCAGAAUAUCAGUGCAUUGCCUCCAAUCAGUAUGGCUCUGCAUACUCCCAUAAGAUCAGACUGCAAUUGUACAGAGCUCCUGUGUGGCCGAGAGAGAUUGUGGAACCAGUGGUAAUAAGUGCUGGCUCCCCUUUGGUCCUGUCCUGUGACACCCCAACUGGGCCGCCUAAACCUGAAACCUACUGGAUGACAAGCUGCUCCUAUGCCAGACCAUUCAACUGGCCAAUUCAAACAGCCUUCCCUACCAUGCGCGCCGUACGGCAAGACCGUCGGGUGUCUAUGGGUCUCAACGGGGACCUGUAUUUUUCCAACGUUCUAUUCAACGACUCUGCCUCAGACUUCUGCUGUAGCGCCCGCUUUCCCUACAAGAAUGCCAUCCAGCAAAAGAUGCCAGUGGUCGUCAAGGUUCUCACAACUCGAGCGGUGGUGGAGGCUGCCCCCACCUGGUUGUCUCCCAUGGGCUCGUCCAGCUCUGUUCUGGUCCUUCUUGGGGAGGAACUGCUGCUGGAGUGCAUUGCUGCAGGAGUGCCCACUCCUCUUAUUACCUGGACAAAGGAUGGUUAUGACUUGCCGGUGAUCCAUCGAAUGAAAAUCAAAAACUUCAACAAGAUGGUUCAAAUCCCCAAGGCCACUUUUGAGGAUGCAGGCGAGUACAUGUGUACUGCAACCAAUAAGAUCAGCUACAUCCAGCACACCAUAACCGUCAUGGUUAAAGCGGCUCCGUUCUGGUUAGAAAAGCCUGAAAAUUUAGUUUUGGCUCCAGAGGAAAGUGGGAAUUUGGUGUGUCGUGCCGAUGGCGUUCCUCGUCCCACAAUCAGCUGGUUCAUCAAUGGAGAACCUAUUGAGGAUGCUACACCGCAAUCCAACAGACGGGUAUCAGGAGAUACGCUAACCCUCAGCAGUGUGGCCGCCAUCAACACAGCUGUCUACCAGUGCAAUGUCUCAAACCCGUAUGGCUACUUAUUGGCCAACGCUUUUGUCAACGUACUACAUGCAACACCCCGCAUUCUUGGGGUGAGGGAUGAACACAUCAAGGUCGUAGAGGGACGCCGCACCUUCUUAGACUGCCGGUACUUUGGCUCUCCGGUGCCUGACUUACGAUGGUCCAAAUACGGCCAGGGGAAUCUGGAGGGAAAUCGUUUCAAGGUGCACAGCAACGGCACCCUGGAGAUAAGGCGCACGCAGAUCGAGGAUCAGGGAACCUACAUAUGUGUGGUCAGCAACAUCGCAGGUCGAGAUGAGAGUCAAGUCCGAAUUGAGGUCAAAGAACCUACCUUUAUUAUGAAACGACCGCAGAAUAUGAAAGUCAUCCGUGGAAGUGAUGUCCGUUUGGAAUGUGACGUGAAAGCAGACGCCACAACUCCUGUCACAACCACCUGGAUGAAAGAUACAAACACAGUUACACUUGGCUGGAGAAUAUCCCUGGAUGAAUCGAAUUUGGUAAUCACCAACGUUAACAGAGGUGACGCCGGCAUUUACACGUGUGUCAUCAAGAGUGAACUUGACCAAAUAUCUGCAUCAGCACGCCUAAUGGUGAUGGAUUAUCCUGAUCCUCCAACUAAACUUGAGCUGUCGGAUCCUUACGAAAGAAGUGUAAGACUUAGUUGGGUGCCGGGAGACAGCAACUUCAGCCCCAUUACAGAAUAUCUGGUACAAUAUGACGAUGAUGACUGGUUACCUGGAAAGUGGAAGAACUUAUCAACAUACCCUGGAAGUCUGAACUCUGUCAUUUUGCAUCUUAUACCUUUCACGUACUAUGAGUUUCGAGUCAUCGCCAUCAAUGAAAUUGGUCCGAGUCGCCCAAGUCGUCCUUCGAUGCGCUUCCAGACCAGCGGUGCACCUCCAGAUGUCAUCCCAAAGAACGUAAAAGGUGUUGGAACAUGGAGAAACAACAUGGAGAUCAGCUGGGAGCCUCUUAGGUACAGAGAGUGGAAUGGGCCACACCUCAAGUAUCUAGUCUGGUGGCGAAGGAGAGACUCCAGAGAGGAGUGGAAGAAUGCCACCACUAAAUGGCUGAAAUAUUAUAUUUACGAUGCAGAUACAUUUACUCCUUAUGAGCUCAAAGUCCAGGCUGUGAACGACUUUGGUCUCGGCCCAGAGUCGCCCAUUGUCAUUGGGUACUCCGGAGAGGACCGUCCUGUUGGUGUACCCCAAAACUUGAGAGUGUCAGACAUUCAAAGCACACAGGUGACUGUGCACUGGGACCCAGUGGUUGAAAGCUCCAUCAUGGGACAACUGAAAGAAUACAAGAUUUACUACUGGAGGGACAGCAGCCAGCUAAGGUGGCUGCGCGUCAACAGAGCGAUGAUGUCCCAAGUGUUUGAAGACAUCGGUCCUGAGCCAUCAGGGGUCCUUACGGAGCUCACUCCCUACAGCAACUAUAAGAUGUACAUUGUGGUGGCUAACAGUCGAUAUGAAGGGCCGCCCAGCAACAAUGUACACUUUUCUACACCGGAAGGAGUUCCAUCUGCUCCGACAUCCUUCAGGAUCCAGCAGCGACACCUCGACACUAUUUAUGUGGACUGGGACCUGCCAGCAGAACCCAAUGGGAUUAUCACCGGGUAUUCCCUCAAGUACCAGACAGUGAAUGCCACUAGAGGAGAGGAACUGAAAGUAGAGGAGUUCCUUGCCAAUGUCACAAGUUUCUCGCUGCGUCGAUACGACCGUUACACUCGAUACCGAUUCUCUCUGGCUGCUCGAACUCGACUGGGUUUGGGGGAAUGGUAUACUGAAGAGUCGCCACACUACACCACUGAGAUCUACGCACAGGACCAAGUUGACAUAUCCACUAAAGGCUGGUUUAUUGGGAUCAUGUGUGCUGUGGCCCUCAUCGUGGUCAUGCUUCUCAUCGUGUGUUUCAUCAAAAGAAGUCGAGGAGGGAAAUACCCAGUGCGGGAAAAGAAAGAUAUUUCACUGGAACCCGUGGAUGACAUAGAUCAAGAAGGCUCCUUUGAUUAUCGGUCUCUUGAAAGGAUUACACGCGUCACCUCUUUGGCCUACCCACGGUGGGAGGAGGAAAGGGGUCUCCAGAGAGGCCCGCCUGCCAGAGAGUCUGUGAUGAAAAGGACCGAGAGCGACGACAGCCUAGUGGACUAUGGAGACAUAGGAGGAGACAUACCGUUCAAUGAGGACGGUUCCUUCAUUGGCCAGUACACUGCGCAAAGGAGAGACGUAAGGGACUUGGACUUUGGGGGGAGUCUGGAGCUUCAUUCUCCAAUGAACGCCAUCUACUCCCUGGCUUGA